Cavenderia fasciculata is the source of this 7245-nucleotide messenger RNA. RefSeq names its product putative polyketide synthase (gene pks30). Gene Ontology annotation, molecular function: 3-oxoacyl-[acyl-carrier-protein] synthase activity; oxidoreductase activity. The record is from RefSeq and is a predicted model, not a curated record. Gene Ontology annotation, biological process: fatty acid biosynthetic process. Lineage: Eukaryota; Evosea; Eumycetozoa; Acytosteliales; Cavenderiaceae. The transcript has 4 exons. Bases 1 to 7245 code for a protein of 2414 amino acids.
AUGAAUCAAUGGUUAGUGGAAUACAGUACUGUUGACCCUUUGUUGACCUCCUCCUCCUCUCCUUUCUCUCUAUUGGAUGACGAUGACAAUGACGAUGAGGACCGGAAUCGAGUUACUUCUGUUCUUCUAAAACAAACAAACAAUAGUAAACAGCAAAUGUCUAUUGAAAGUAAUAAUAACAAUAAUAAUAACAACAACAAUCAACACUAUAUUGAUGAAGAUGGAGUGGCACUCAUUGGUAUUGGAUGUCGAUUCCCUGGUGGGUCGACAACACCUCAACAAUUCUAUGACCAGUUGCUGGGUGGACUGGAUGGUAUUUCAAGUGUGACGGCUGAGCGUUGGUCAAAGUCUUUCCAAGACCAAGGGUUUGUUGCGACCGAGCGUGGAGGGUUCUUGGAUUGGUCUCAAUGGACAAACUUUGACAACUCGUUCUUUGGUAUUCUUCCCAAGGAGGCUACACUGGUUGAUCCCCAAGUACGAUUGUAUCUGCAGGUUAUUUGGGAAGCUUUGGAAGAUGCUCAUAUUGACCCAGCCACUAUAAGAGGGAGCACAACCUCAACAUUCCUCGGCCAAAUGUACGACUCUAUCUUGAAUAUGCAAAACAGAGAUCUGACGACAAUGAGUCAUUCUGCUCGUUUUGGUAGGUCUGACUCGUCGAUCAAGGCAUCGUAUCAUUAUGAUUUCCGUGGAGAGUCGAUUGCUGUCGACACGGCCUGCUCGUCGUCGAUGAUUGCCAUCUUGAUGGGUGUGGACACUAUUCGUAGUGGAAAGAGUGACAUUUCCAUCGUCGCCGGUGUCAAUGCCACCCUUGAACCAACUGUGUCAACGGCCUUCACCUAUAUGAACAUGCUUGGCAAAAAGGGUCUGUGUGCAUCUUUUGACGAAUCGGCUGAAGGAUACGCACGUAGUGAAGGGCUGGGAGUACUCAUUCUCAAACGUCUCUCCAAGGCAAUUGCUGACAAUGACAACAUCUACUGUGUCGUCAAGGGUGGUAGCAGCAACGUCGACGGUAACUUUGACAAACCGUCUCCUUCAGCACCAUCGGCAGCUGCUCAAGAGGUAAACACUCGCCAAGCACUCAAGAAUGUCGGUCUCACCCCAUCCGAUAUCUACUAUGUCGAGUGUCACGGCACAGGGACACCCACAGGUGAUCCAAUGGAAAUGUCAUCAAUCACCAAGAUCUUUAGAGGAUCGCAUACCAAGGAUGAACCACUUCGCAUUGGAUCGGUCAAGAGUAACAUUGGACACACUGAAAGUGCUGCAGCCGUUGCAUCGCUCAUCAAAUGUGCCAUGAUGAUCAAAAACAAAAUGUUGGUAAAGAAUAUUAAUUUCAAAAAACUCAAUCCAAAGAUUGAUCUAUUGGAUGGUGAAAUUAAAAUCGUCUUGGAAAAUGAACCAAUCCCAACCUACUAUGAUGAUAAACUCAUUAGAAUGGGUAUUAAUUCUUUUGGUAUUACUGGUAGUAAUUCUCAUUUAAUCAUUGAAGAGUUUAAAUCAAACAAAUUGCAUCAAGAAGAAAAUAAUAAUACAAUUGAAAAGAUUGAUUAUUUAAUACCAUUUUCAGCAAAUACAAAGAAAUCAAUGGAUAAAUAUAUUGAAUUGGUCAAAAAUAAUAUUGAUGAUUACAAGGAAAAGGUUAGAUUUGAAGAUUUUGUCAAAACACAAUCACUUAAAACAAGACAUCCUUCAUGUCAAAAGGUGAUUGUUGCAAGUGACUGGGAAUCAUUCAAGGAAUCUAGUCGUAUCUAUGAGAGACAACAAACAUUUGCUUCCAACAUGUCACAAUUAAACAAGAAAAAGGUUCCACAAGUAGUCAUGGUAUUUUGUGGUCAAGGAGCUCAAUGGAAUGGAAUGGGUGAGAAACUGUAUGCCAAUGAAAAGGUAUUCCGUCAAGCAGUCGAUCAAGUCGAUCAAAUCCUUUCUCAGCACUAUCAAUAUUCAAUCAUUGCCAAGUUGAGACUUGCAGACUCUCAACAGAUUCAUCAUCCAAUCCUUGCUCAACCAUCAACCUUUAUCAUUCAAGUUGCUUUGGUUCAAUUGUAUAAACAUUUUGGUGUUAUUCCUCAAAUUGUUAUUGGUCAUAGUUUUGGAGAUGUAACAGCAGCAUGGUGUUCUGGAAUUAUAUCAUUAGAAGAAGCAUGUAGAAUUGUUUAUGUUAGAAGUGUAGCUCAAAAUGAUACGAUUGGUAGUGGUAGAAUGUUAUCAGUGUCAUUGUCGGUUGAACAAUACAAUGAGAGAUUCCAAUCAUCAUCAUCAUCAUCAUCAUUUGAUGAUAUUUCAAUUGCAUGUUAUAAUUCAGCUGAUUCAAUUGUAUUGGCUGGUAAUGAAGAACAACUUGGAUCAAUUGAUCAACAACUAAAGAAUGAUAAUAUCUUUAGUGCAUUCCUUGGUACACCAUGUGCAUUCCACACUGAUAAACAAGAUGCAACAAAGGAGUACAUUUUUAGUCAAUUGGAGCAUAUCAACUAUCAACAAUCGACACCCAGUAUCAAAUAUUAUUCAACUUCAACCUCUCAAUUAAUCAACUCAUCAACCGGGUUUAAUGCUCAAUACAUAUUUGAUAAUCUCAGACACCCAGUAUUAUUCCAACAAUCAAUCGACACUAUCAUUGCAAAUGAACACAAUACCAACAACUCUUCAUUUGUAUAUUUAGAGAUUGCACCACAUACAACAUUAUCAUUUUAUUUAAAGACAUUAUUAUCUGGACAACCACAAGGUUCAGUAACCAUCAUGUCACCAUUAAAUAGAAAAAAGGAUGAGGUUGAAUGUAUUCAAUCAUGUCUGUCACACCUCUAUUUUGGUCAUGUCAAUGUUGAUUUCUUCAAUCAAGUAUCAUCAUCAAGUGAUAACGAGUGGAAGGAUAGAUCAAGAUUAUUGCCACGUUAUCAAUGGGAUGCAGAGUAUCACUGGGAUGAACAAAAGUCAUACGCCAAGAUUAGAUUGGGAGGUGUGUCAACCACGAUCCUCGGUAUUCGAGAGAGUCCAUCAUUGUAUGUGUACGAGGCAGGUAUCGAUGUCAAUAGACCAUCUUAUCAAUAUCUCAAGGGUCACAAAGUAAAGGGAAAAUACUUGUUCCCAGGUACCGGUUACAUUGAGAAUAUCCUUACUGCAUGGCCUGGUAAAGAUGUAACCAUUCACAACCUCAACUUUAUCAACCCAUUCUUCCUCAAGGAGGGUGUUGAAUCCAAGCUAAAGACAACGUUUACAAGUUAUUCGGCGACAGAGUUUCAAGUCAGAACAGAGUUUCUCGAUAAUGCAUCGUCGAAAUGGAUCAAAGCAUCGGUUGGUAGAAUAUCUGUUCGCAAUCCAUCUACGCCAGAGGCAAAGUACCCAAGUGUCGAGCAACUCCGCAAGGACACGUACAAUGUCGCUACAAGAACACCAACAGACGUCUAUGACAAGCUUAUCAAACUGGGUCUACCCUAUGGAGAGACAUUUAAAAGAGUGUUGCAAAUCCAAUUAAACAAGGAUAGAGGAAUGUUAUCAGAGGUUGAUGUGCAACCAAGAAACCACUUUGAAGAGGAAAACACAGUCUUUAAUGCAUCGAUAUUGGAUUGUAUUUUACAUUCAGGUCUCACCAACUUCCAAGGUGAAGGUCCAAAUUCAGAAAAGGUAUUUGAAGGUGUCCAAGGAGCUCAAUUCUUUGCCAACAAUAUACCAAAGUGUGGUACCGUAAAGUCAUUGUUUAUUAUUUCAAAACGUGGAUCACAAAACAUACAAAGAGGAAAUGAACAUAUUGCCAGAGGUUAUGAUAUCAUCGAUCAAGAUGGUAAUAUCUUGGCCAAUUGUGGUGACCUCAUCACUACCUCUCUUACCAAAGUUUGUAAAACACACCAAGCCAAGUUCCCAGCAAAACAAAUCAAAGAAUCAGUAACUCAACCAAAGAAUUCACCGUCUCUAGUACUCUUUAAUCAGGAGGAUAAUGUCGUUUCACUUGUUCAAUCAUUUAUAGAGUCUUCCAAAUCGUCGUCACACAAGGUUAUUAGAAUAUUAAAUUGUAUGGAGCAGGGAAAUGAAAUAUUGGCAUUUGAUAUAGCUGCCAUGAUACAAGCAUCAUUGGAAAAUGAUAACAAUAUCGCCGUCGUAGAUUAUAAUUUAAUUGAUCGUGUUGGUGAUAUGGACUCUUAUUUCCCGAAUUUCAUACAUGAUGACAAGAUAUCAAUGAAACUAACCAAAGAUAUUGAUUUUGGUGAAAAAUUGACAGACCAAGGUUUCUUGUCAUCUUGUUAUGAUUUAAUCUUAACAACUAUUGGUGAUUUAAAACAACCACAUCAACAACAACAACUACAACAACAAUUCCACCAAUUAUUAAAUCUAAAUGGUCAUUUAAUUAUUUUAAAUCAAAAACAAACAGCAGAUCAAAUAGUUGAUGAAUCACAAUCAGAGAAUAUUAAUAAUAAUCAAUUGGAAGAAAUCAAAUCAAAUUUAAUUGAUUUUAUUCAUGUAUACCAGAAUAAUAAUUUGUUGGUUUCAAGAAAAAAGAGUAUUUUUGAAAUGGAAUUGGAAAAGAUUGAUCAUAUUUUAUUUAUUACUCCUUCUUCUUCUUCUUCUUCUUCUUCUUCAUCCCCUUCAUCUGAAGAAAUUCAACAAUUAUCAACCAAAUUAAUUCAACAAGCCAAUUUAAUUACCCUAGAUAUUUCAUUCUUUUCAUCAAAUGAUAUUAUGGAUGAUAAUAAGAAUCAACAACUCAUCGAUGCAAUUGGAUAUUGUAGUAGUGAAAACAAAAAGGUUGUUAUUUUGGACAUAAGUACAUUGGACCCAAUGAAUGUUGAUAAUUUGGUAUCAAAAUCUAUGGAAUACCUACGUCUUCAACAAAUCAUUAGAAGAGAGAAAUUACAAAUCAAAUUAAUAUCUCUUCGUACUAGUACGUUGAAUGAUUGUUUGUCACCCAUUUCAAGAGAAUUCAACUUUAAAUCAGGCAGUGGAUUGUUUUCAUUUGAAUCUUUGGCAUUGUCCAUUAGCAAGGAUGCAUGCAAUCAUGUUUCAAUUAAACAGAUUCUCCAAAUUUCAAAUUACCAAGCAUUGGGAGAAGGAGAGUUUAAAUUGGAAUUGGAUGAAAAUGAAAUGGUUCAAGUCAACGUGGAAAGACUAGUCUAUGCAAGGGAUGUACUCAAACCAGACAGUCGAUUCACAGUAACUGAUCCAAAGGAAAUGGUGAUCAAGUUUGAAAAGGAUUCAAGAUACCAUCUGCGUGCCAAACAAGAGGUGUUGACUGGCGAACAAGUAGAGAUCAAGGUGAUGGCUGCAUCACUCAAUUUCAAAGAUUGUCUCAUUCUCGAUGGUGGUGUACCACAGUCAUUGUUCCCAUCGGGUGAUGUGUAUGAUCCACCAUUUGGUCAAGACUGUGCUGGUAUUGUCACUCGCGUCGGACCAAAAGUCACCAAGUUCAAGGUGGGUGACGAGGUGUAUGGUGCUGCAUCUGGUUCAUUUACCUCUCAUGUAAUAACUGAUCAGAGAAUCCUAUCAAUACCAAAGGGACUGUCAUUUGCAGAUGCUGCUUCGAUUGUCACCACCAUGGGUACUGCACAUUAUGCACUCUAUAGAAAGGGAAAUAUCGAUCCAGACGACUCUGUCAUUAUCCACAGUGCGUCGGGUGGUGUUGGGUUGGCAGCUCUCAAUAUUCUAAAGACCAUGGGACAUCGUGGAAAGGUCUUUGCAACAAUCGGGAGUGCUGGCGGUAAAAUGCAGUAUUUAAAGGAUACCUAUGGCUCGUUUAUCACAGCCAUCCUUUUAUCGUCUAAUUUCACUCAAAAUGUACUCGAUAUGACCGACGGUGAGGGUGUACAGUAUAUCCUAAACACACUUGACCACUCGCGUAUGCAAGACAAUUUUUCAGCACUGUCUCCAAGUGGAACGAUUCUUGAUUUGUCGAUUGACCAAUUUGCCAAUCUCGACAAUAUCGGUACACACAUGCUCCGUUAUCAACGUGCCUACAUUGCCAUCCACUUUUCAAAGAACCAUUACAGUUCACAAUGUGCUGUUCGGGAAAUGUUUAACCUUGGAUUACAAGUCCCACCCAUCAAAAUAUUCCCAUGCCAAGAUAUCACCAAAGCAAUGGACCUUAUGAAAUCAAGAACACAUAUUGGCAAGGUUAUUCUUGACUUUGAACAUGUGGAACGUGACCUAUUACCAUCACUCCAAAAUGCCGGCAAGUCAGAAGCAAUCAUUGAAAGACAUUCAUACGAGUUGGAUGGUGUACAAGGUACAUUGAUGAUGACUGGUCAGACUGGUGUUGCGGCCGAAUGUCUCUACUAUCUCAUCGGGCAUGCACCAAAGUUGUCCAAUAUUAUCAUUGUGACACAUUCUAAACCAAAGUUUGAAAUGCAAUGGUUGAUGCAUACCAUUCAAUCACAGAAUCCUCAUUUGACAUUACACUUUAUACAAUGUAAUAUUAGUAAUUAUGACCAACUCAGACUGUCAGUCAAACAACUGUACGAAUCAAAUACAACGAUUGAACCAGUUAAAGUACUCUUGCAUUGUGCCAAUCAGUAUAUGGCUACAACAGCUGAUGAUAUCACGUUGGAGGACCACCAACAGGCACUGUCAGCCAAGGCCAUUGGAGCGUGGAACCUUCACCAUCUCUUUGAAGAACUUGGAUGGAAGUUGAAUCACUUCCACCUCUUUUCAUCGAUGGCUCAGUAUCUUGUCAAGGGUAACACUAGUUAUGGUGUCGGUAAUGCAUUCCUCGAUGGAUUAGCUAGACAUCGUAGAGAGUGUGGAUUGGAAGGUACAGCUAUCGCUUGGGGUAGUAUAGGGUCGGCUGGACAAGUUGCCAUUCAUCAAGGUUCAAAUGCAAGUUUGAGUUCUAAUGGUCUUAUCCUACUCCCUCUAUCAUAUGUAUAUGGUGUACUGAGAUCAUCGUUUAUCAACCAAACGACACAACUCACCAGAACCAUUUGUGGCAAUGUGUCACUGAAGAAGUUUGUCGAAUCACUUCCAUUCCUCGAACACUCUCUCACCCAAUACCUCACCAUCUCCAACAAAAAGAGUAUGAUGGGAGGUGUCGACACCAACAGCAAUGAAAACAAAAUCAUCAACCAUAUCGCCGAGACACUGUCCAUUGAAAGAUCGCUGUUGUCACCCGACACCAAACUCAAAGACUACGGUGUAGAUUCAAUGGUAUCGAUCCAACUCAAAACAUGGAUCGAUCAAGAGUUUGGCAAGACUCAAAUCAUUAAUCAUUCUCAAAUUUCAAAUGGUUCAAUCAAUUCUAUCAUUGAAACUAUUCAAAGAUCUAAAAAUUAA